AUGUCCGUGGACGCCGUGGCACGGCCUGCCCGGUGGGGGCUCCGCCUCCCGGGCAGAACUGCCACGCUUCGCAGACGGCCUGUGGGCGGCCUGGGCCUGAGCGUAAAGGGAGGUGCCGAGCACGGCGUGCCCGUCGUCAUAUCCCGGAUCCUCGAAGGCCACGCAGCUGACCAGACAGGGAUGUUGUUCGUAGGAGACGCUGUUCUACAGGUUAAUGGCAUUAAUGUAGAAAGUGCAACCCACGAAGAAGUGGUGCAUCUUCUGCGGAACGCCGGGGACGAUGUCACCCUGGCCGUCAAGUACCUGAGCGAAGCACCUGCGUUUCUGAAGCUGCCGCUGGGGUCGCCCGGGCCGAGCAGCGACCACAGCAGCGGGGGCUCCUCGCCGCUCUUCGACAGCGGCCUGCACCUGAACGGAAACUCCAGCCACACGACGCCGUCCUCGCCAUCCUCGCCCGCCGCUGACAAGCCAAAGUACGAGAAGCGCUGGCGAGACUGCUGGUCGGUCCCCCUGUCGCUGGCCCGGGUCUGCAGGUACAGCGCCAGAGCGGGAGGAUCCAGGUCCACCGCCCUCGAGGUGCGGGCCCCCGACGGCGCCAGCUCCGGAGUCCUCCAGUUCUACACGGCCCAGGACGGCGCCGACUGGCUGAGAGCCGUCUCCACGAACAUCCGCGAACUUACCCUGCGGCACGUGAAGACGGAAAACAGGUGCUGUUCUCCUGGCGACCAGGUCGUGCACAUGGGCUGGGCCAGCGAGAGACUCCAUGGGGCCGACCCCUCCCCGACCCUCAGACCCAGGUUCCUGGCCCUGAAGGGCUCGUCCUUCUACAUCUUCAGCGCCCCUCCGGUGAGCACAUGGGACUGGGCGCGAGCGGACCAGAUCUAUUACCUCUGUGAGGUGUUAUGUAAAGUCCACAAGCUCCGGCUCGCAGACGACUGCUGGCUACAAGCAAACUUGUAUCUGGGGCUUCGGGACUUUGACUGUGAGGACCAGGGGCCGUACUGCUUCAGCGUGGCGGCCGGCCACGGGAAGAGCCACUUUUUCCACGUGGAGCUGGGCAGUGAGCUGGCGGUGUGGGAGAAGUCGUUCCAGACAGCCACGUUCACGGAAGUGCGGAGAACCGGGUCCAGAACCUACACGUGCCGCUGGCAGGGAGAGGCGCUGCGCUUCACGGUGGAUCUUGCCGUGGGCUUCACGUGCUCCGACAGCAAGACGCAGAACGUGCUCUGGAGAUUUAAGUUCUCUCAACUUAAGGGGUCCUCGGAUGACGGGAAAACUCGAAUGAAGCUGCUAUUUCAGAACCUGGACACCAGACAAAUUGAAACGAAGGAGCUAGAGUUUCAGGACCUGGCAGCGGUGCUGCACUGCAUACACGCCUUCAUCGCGGCCAAGGUGGCCUCGGUGGACCCCGGGUUCGUGGACAGCCAGAGCAUCGCGAGAAAAUACACGCACAGCAGCUGAAGACUGCGUCUGCCGGGUGCCGGAAGAGUAAAUUAUUUUCUUACGAAACGAUUCUUUCCUGCACAGCAUUGCAACUUUGUGUGAUUUUAUAAUGAGCCUCUAUAGUUGGGAUACCAAUAAAAUACGUCACUAGUUUCCAAAGAUGGGUCACCUUGUUAAAUCUACGUCUCACAGAGCUGUGGCUAGGAGGGGUCACGGGAGAUCGAGCACCCCGUGGGCACCUCCAGACGACACAUGCAGUGUCCACGCUGCGCCCCCACUUGCCACGCUGUGAAACCCGGACUUGAUUUUCACAAAACAGGCAGCAGAAGAUGCCAAGAGCUCAGCUUGUUUCUGCUCAAGGAGGGAAGGGCUUCCCCUGGGUUUGGGGGUCACCUGCCCGUCUUCUCUGAUGGGCAGCGGAGUGUCGACCAUCUGGGAAAGCGGGGGGACCGUCGGAAUACGCAGGACAAGGAAACCAACUCUACUUAAUUUUAAUAUUAAGUAUUUAUACAUUAAUUUUUAUAUAAUUAUGUAAUUUAUAAUAUUGAAUGGUACACAUCAUUUAAAUGUGAAUUUUAAUUAUUUUCCAAAGUCACCAAAUACAGCUUGUAAUUUAGUUCCCUUGUUUCUCAUAUUGUCUCUGACUUCCAAGAAGGGACACUUUAUAUUUUUGUUAUUUAUUAUAAAAGCAAUUUACUGGAGUUCCUUGGGUUUUCUUUUAGGAAUACAGACUAGUUGGGAAAAGUCAAGAUCAUUAUGCACUUAUCUACCAAGGCUUCCAAUAAAGGAUGACAUAAAGCUAUCCACCUGUAAAGUAUAGGAAUAUGACAAAAUAAACAGGGAACAGAAUGUGCAAACACUACAGGUUUGAUGUUCCACGAGGUGACUAAGAUUUUAACAAUCAUUCCCAGCUCCACCCCACCCCUUGUUUAUCUGAUAUUUAGGAGGAAGGAAAUAUUUUAAUAUAUCAAAUAUUUAUAAUCACUGGUUUUAUGUGUUUGGAAAUAUAUCCUCCUUUUUAGAGGAUAUACAUCUAUGUAUGUGUAUGUAAUAUAUAUUGUAAAUAAAAUUCUCAUUAACAUUUUAACGGCUUCCAUGGAAGACUCUGGCAAGAAGCAGAAUAUUUCAAGUGAAUUUUAAGAUAAUGGUCUUCCACGUGAACGGUGAUCACAGAGCCCCAGAAAACACUGUUCUGUGCAGGUGUUCGUGCUCAGACU
Messenger RNA from Microcebus murinus (gray mouse lemur), 2660 nucleotides. The record is from RefSeq and is a predicted model, not a curated record. Lineage: Eukaryota; Metazoa; Chordata; Mammalia; Primates; Cheirogaleidae.